AUGACCAAGAAUGCAGAGAAGGACCUUCUUCAGCCACUUUUCCCCUCAAACACGAUUCCGCCCGAGCCGUCAUCGGUCAACCUUGGUGUAUUUCACCAAUCACAGGCAGAUCCAUCUAGACUGAAAACCGCCAACGACAAAGAAGUUUAUGUUACUAUUGCAGUCACAGAUUUGGGAGAAAAAAACGGCUGGUUUACAUUUUACGAAGGCUCUCACAAGCGGAAACCGCCUUUUGGGAACCCUGUAUGUUUAAAUUUGGAGGCAGGCGAUGCCGUCGCCUGGAGUGGAAGUAUCGUUUAUUCUCACACCUCAGGGGGAGGUGUCUCUUCAACUUCACGCGCGAUAUGA
Messenger RNA from Penicillium waksmanii, 348 nucleotides. RefSeq lists its product as uncharacterized. Bases 1 to 348 code for a protein of 115 amino acids. The record is from RefSeq and is a predicted model, not a curated record. The transcript has 2 exons. NCBI's taxonomy places the organism in Eukaryota, Fungi, Ascomycota, Eurotiomycetes, Eurotiales, Aspergillaceae.